UAGCAAGAAGAUUUCGAACUACUAAAGAGAGAGCGAGAGAAACUACUAGCAUAUAUCGAAAGGCAUCGUAUUCUUCGAUAAUAUACAAAGCCUGAUGGCAUUGCAGAGUUCUUCAAUAAUAUUUUCAGUAGGUCUCGAAUUUGGCGAAUGGAAUCGAUUAUUACAGGUUUUUGAGUUUCAACUAUGGAACCAAGUUGUGUUCAGUUUCUUGAGAACAAGACAGUUCUCGUCACUGGCGCAUCCGGUUUUCUUGCAAAAGUUUUCGUGGAGCGAGUUCUGAGAUUGCAACCAAACUUGAAGAGGCUUUAUCUCCUCGUAAGAGCAUCCGACAACAAGGCCGCGAAACAACGGUUACAUAAUGAGGUUUUUGAGAAAGAUUUGUUUAGGGUGUUGAGAAAGAAUGUUGGUGAUGAACGUCUAAACGCCUUAAUAUCAGAGAAAGUUGUUCCUGUUCCGGGUGACAUAUCACUGAACAACAUGGGACUGAGUGAUUCUAAUCUCUUACAAGAUAUGAUGCAAGAGAUCGACAUCAUUGUGAAUUCUGCUGCCACCACGAGAUUCGAUGAAAGAUAUGAUGUUGCUCUUGGAAUCAACACACUUGGACCUCUCAAUAUCCUUAACUUUGCUAAGAAGUGUGUGAAACCGCAAUUGCUUCUUCAUGUCUCUACAGCUUAUGUUUGUGGGAAAAGAUCCGGGCUCAUACUAGAGAAGCCUUUUGCUAUGGGGGAAACUCUCAAUGGAAAAAACAAGGUAGACAUCGAUGCGGAAAUGCGAUUGGUAGACCAGAAAUUGAAACAACUCAAGAAACUAGGUUAUUCGGAAGAAGAAACCAAACAAGCCAUGAAAGAUCUCGGAUUGCAAAGGGCAAAGCUUUAUGGAUGGCCAAAUACAUAUGUCUUCACGAAAGCAAUGGGAGAAAUGCUUCUUGGAUAUUGUAGAGAAUCUAUGCCUAUUGUAAUUAUACGUCCCACAAUAAUCACAAGCACUUUCUCCGACCCAUUUCCUGGUUGGGUUGAAGGUAUAAAAACCAUAGACAGUGUGAUUGUUUCACUCGGAAAGGGACUGCUAAAGUGUUUCCUUGUUGAUCAUAUGGCAGUAUGCGAUCUUAUACCCGUCGAUAUGGUGGCGAACGCUAUGAUUGUGACCGCAGCAGAACAUUCACGUGAGUCAGGGAGUCAUACCAUAUACCAUGUCGGCUCAUCUUACCGGAACCCAGUGAUGUAUAAACAGAUUUAUGAAAUUCUUAAUCGUUUUUUCAUGGAAAGCCCUCUGCUCGGUCGCAAUGGUUUGCCUAUUGUCCCAAACGUUACAAUAUUAUCCACAAUGGCUAGCUUUCGUGUCUACACGAGCCUUCGUUAUAAAUUACCUUUACAGAUAUUGCGAUUACUUAGAUUAAUUUUUCCAUCGCAACUCGGAGAGAAAUAUGAAGUUCUCAAUCGUAGAUUAAAUAUAGCGAUGAGAAUGGUGAAACUUUACAAGCCUUAUGUAAUCUUCAAGGGCAUAUUCGAUGAUAGUAACCUGGAAAGACUACGAAUCAAGAAUGAAGGCACAGAGAUAGAUAAACUGAUCGGCUCCACCUUAUGCAUUGAUUGGGAAGAUUACUUUACGAAUAUACAUAUCCGUGGCCUUAUUGCACACGUACUCAAGAAAUAAACUUCACAUACAAUUAUACUACUAUAGAGCAAAUUCUAUAGACAAGCUUGUGUUAGACUACUAUAUACUAUUAAACUUAGACGAAUAAAAUAUUCAUAAACAUUCAGAAUUUUGUGUGACGUGCUAUCGAAUUAUACAUCUAUAUUAAUAAAGUUGACAUGAAACUCUCCACAAGCCUCCACCUCAGCGUACCCUCUUCCUUUUCACGCCACGUGUCGUUCUAUAUUUCUUUUAUUCUUCUUCUUUAACGCGCGACGCUUCUCUCGCGGAUGGUUUUAUUAUGGGUUUAGUGUUUUCAAUUGAUUAAUGCACUGGGUUCUUAUGUCUUUUUCGCAAAGCAGGCCCAUAUGUAGUUAGGGUUUGUUUACGAUGUUGGAGAUGCAUAGUUUCAUCGGCGUGUCUCUUCGGAUCUCCCAUCUCCGAUCAACGCCAGUGUAACGACAGCAGUUAUUGUCUAUCCCAUGCUUUAAUCACAGCGUUGAAGUCAUUUGCACCACUCCUCCCACUCUCUUGCAUUUACUCGGCAUAAGCAUACUCCAAGAUGAUUUUGACUCAUUAACAUGCUGAUGAUGUACUCGGAUUAUAUAUGUUUUGUGCAACCGUUUAGUCCUACCAAUGAUAUAUCUUUCUCUCCGAUCUUCGUAAGCCACCGUUCUAUGGACAUCCUGCUGCGAAGUUCAUGUAUCUGGUCUAGAAGAACUUAAAGGAAGCCAAGAUGUUAGGAGAGUAAAUACAGCUGUAUAUGAGAGUAAUCAGAGAAGAUUGUGAGAAGUCAUUUGUAGCUUCAAACUUAUCAUUCACGCCACUUCAAAGGAUGCAUGGAGAAUACUAUGUCUGUCUUUGUUUGUUUCUUGGAGAAACAAUCCAUAGUGGCUUAUGUCUCUGAUCUGUCACCUUCUUCUUCAAGCACUGAGUAUGUUAUAUCAAAAUCUGCUGGUGCACAAUUGGAUCUCCUUAUCUUGGAUACAAUUUAUAAGAGAGGAUCCCACGACACUCGCUUAUCUUUCCUGCAGGUUAGCUUACUUUGGAGGGAUUUCAGUAAAGCUUGCGCAUGAUGGCUAGAUAGUCCCAAUUGAUCGAUCUAUGAAGAGGCUGAAUAUGAGAAGAUGAGGAUGCUUGUGUGGGCCUUUUUGUCUUAAGAUACAAAGGGAGCUGGAGAAAAAAAUGGCAAAGGGUUUUCUCGAAGAUACACUAAAAGUUAUUCAUUGUUUUGAACUGUCUAAAGUCGGGAUGUUUGUGUCGUUGUCAAAUUAAAGUUUAGUAUUUAACCAUUGCUUUUCAACU
Messenger RNA from Raphanus sativus (radish), 2937 nucleotides. RefSeq names its product putative fatty acyl-CoA reductase 7. Gene Ontology annotation, biological process: long-chain fatty-acyl-CoA metabolic process; suberin biosynthetic process. The transcript has 18 exons. The record is from RefSeq and is a predicted model, not a curated record. Gene Ontology annotation, cellular component: intracellular membrane-bounded organelle. The coding region runs from base 184 to 1653 and encodes 489 amino acids. Gene Ontology annotation, molecular function: alcohol-forming very long-chain fatty acyl-CoA reductase (NADP+) activity. Lineage: Eukaryota; Viridiplantae; Streptophyta; Magnoliopsida; Brassicales; Brassicaceae.